Messenger RNA from Aspergillus japonicus CBS 114.51, 1145 nucleotides. RefSeq lists its product as uncharacterized. The record is from RefSeq and is a predicted model, not a curated record. NCBI's taxonomy places the organism in Eukaryota, Fungi, Ascomycota, Eurotiomycetes, Eurotiales, Aspergillaceae. Bases 75 to 800 code for a protein of 241 amino acids. The transcript is spliced from 3 exons.
ACACAACAUCAUCCCUCACUUCAACCUACACCUGACAUUUAUAACACAUACCCAGAACAAAAGGGGUCGACACAAUGUCUGACGACGAAGACUAUUACGACGAAUACGACGAGGAUAUCUUCUGGGUUGAGGAACCCGAUCCCACCAUUGCUGACGACCUAGCCGCAACCUCCACCAACGACGCCAUCUUCUACGACCACCCCGCCCUCGAAGUCGAAGACUACUUCUCCGACUGGGACGACCUGUCGGACGACUACUACGACGAGGAUCCGACCGCCGUGCGGCGCGCGCGCGCCUUGGGCCUGCUCCCUCCCGGCGACGGCGGCCGCGGCCCUCAUGACCAGCCGCACAGCCAGCACGGCCACCAUCACACCAACCACCAUGCUGCUGCUGCCAAACACCAACACCCGCGUAAACCCAAACCGACCGCCAAACGAACUCCGUUCUUCGAUCUCGGGGCGUUUCAGGCCGUCGUCUGGAAAUCCCCCCACCAGGAGAAGGAACAUCAAUCCGUGGUCGCGUUGCAUGAGCCCGGCGAGGGGGAGAAGGUCGCGCUGCUGAAGAAUUGGCGCGAGGUGUUUCGCAGUGCGAAUCCGAGGAUGACGGCUGCCGUUGGUGUUGUGGCGGGGAGUGCGAGGAAGGCUGCGCCGCUCUCGUCUUCGUCGUCGUCGUCGCCGCCGCCGCAGCAGCAGCAGGGGUUGUGUUUGAGGGGGAAUAGUGCGGGGGUGGAGGAGAGGGGUAAUGCGGAGGGGAGGAGAGUGGAUAGUGUUGUUGAUUCUACGGUGAAGGAGCGGGGUUAGUGAUUGAUGGAGGUGAGGUUGAGAAUGGGGGUUCGUUUGAGGGAGGGGAUGAGGCUGAUGCUGAUCCUGUCGCUGCCACCAACGGGGUGGCGGUGAAUGGGGAGACGGCACAUGGGUCCUCGCUCGAUGAGUCGGUUGAGAAACCGCCAGCGCCCCGAUCCAGGAAGCGCAAGGCCGAUGAUGCGGUCGACAACAUCCCGGAAACUGCAGCAAAGACCCGAGCCAAGAGGGUCGCAUCCUCCACGAAAGCCGGAAAGGCCAACAGCAGUAAAGAUGUCCCCGUCCCUGCUGCCGCCGCCGCCGCCGCCGCCGCCGCCGCCGCUGCACCGUCGGCCCCUGUGCGCA